This is a messenger RNA of Symbiodinium sp. CCMP2592, 7047 nucleotides long. NCBI's taxonomy places the organism in Eukaryota, Dinophyceae, Suessiales, Symbiodiniaceae. The record is from the annotation of a GenBank genome assembly.
AUGCCGCACUCCGACUCGGAGGUCGUGAACGCAUGGCGGGAGCGAGACGAGGCCCAGCAGCUCGGGCGCUCUUCCUCUGCCCCUGGCGGCUCGCUACCUGCAAUGGACCUCGACGCCAUGACGCAGGAGGCUGUAGCGUUAUUCCAAGCUGGCGACGCUCAGGCAGCCUUAGACCUGGCUGUAGCCUUCGCGAACGACGCGGAGCAGUUCCUAGGGCGAACGCAUCCAGUGCAUGUGAAUGCAUUAGCCACGGUGGCUGCGCUCGCCGAACAGAUGGGUUGCAGCAAGGAGGCCCAGGACCUCCUAGAGGAGGCCGAGGCCUUACACGAGGAGCAUGAGAUGGAGCAGGAGUACUUCGAGCUGGAGGCAGAGAUGGAGUCUGGCACGAGCUCCGAGCCCGAGAAGCCAGUCCGGGCUCCUUCACCGGCGCUGAGCACCCACACUGGCAGCCGAGCCUCGGGUGAAAUCCCACAAGGCCACUCCGACACCGAGGAUGAGGAGGCAGAAGCCGAGUCAAUCCGCCGGCUGACCUGGGAGGUGAAGGAGUUCCUGAGAGAAGGGCAGCCUGAUCUCGCUGCGCAGCUCCUGGCGGAAGCCGAAGCCGAUCUUGUCGCCGGAAGUGGUGGCGGCGAAGGCGAACAGGGCAAAGCUGCCAUGAAAGGACUGACAAGAGCUGCGCUCCAUACGCUUUGGGCUGCUGUCUUGGAGGAAGUGGGCGAGAAGGACAAGGCCGCAGCCCUCUACGACGAGGCUUUGUUGUGCCUCAAGGAGGAGGCUGCACUGAUCUCCAGCGAAUCCGAGGAGGAGGAUGAGGAUGUGGCAGAGACGCCUCCUGCGCCGCCGGAGCUUCGGGGUGCGCCCCUGCCGCCGCUGCCAGUCCCCACGCGUGGAAGGUCCUCCGAGUGGGAAGAGGAGGACCCGAAGGACGAAGCCGCCAAGAAGGAGGAUCCCAGGAGCUCCCCAUCGAAGGAGAGGAGGGACUCGAGGCCCUCUAUGCUUCGGGAGAGGACAGGGGAGGAACCUCCGGCUGUGAAAGCCGCUUUGGUGCCUGCACCUCCCCUGCAGCAGGCUACCUCAGAAGAAGCCAGACCCGAGAAGCAGGCUCCCGCUGCGGCGCCGAAGCCCACACCCAAAGCGGGAGUCGUGAAUCCACUUCCGCCGAUGAUACCUCGCCAGGUCGCCACUCCUCCAUCGAAACCUCCGGCGAAGCCCGCUAAGGCUCCGACACAGAUAUCCGAGGAGUCGAGCGAGGUUGCCGCCGUCGUGGAGGCUCCGCCCAAAGCCCCGGAGGCCAAAGAUGCUCUCCCGGAGGCGCCGGCCAAAACGCUGUUGCACCAGGAGCUCUUGAAGGGUCCCGAGCCCGAUUCUCGACAGCCCUCUGCACAAAGCUCGCGGACCACGACUCCUAAGGCCGCAGCUAAGCGCCGCCCGGCGCCACUGGCACCAAAGUCACCUGCCAAGAGCGCGCCGACUGCUGUGCGCGUCGGCGGAGGGUUCAAGGUGCUGGCGCCCAACCCGCCGAAAGCCCCAACGCCUCCAAAGGCCGGCAGACGGCCAAAAGCAAAAGCGAAGACGAAGGCUGCAAGUUCUAUCGCUGAGGAGGCCACGGUAGUCGAGCAGGACGGACCGGUGGAGACGGUGCAGGUGCCGGAGCAGUCGGUCACUGCAGACCACUUCUUGGGCUUGUGGCUCGGACGCUUCAUCCCAGGGCUCCAAGGCAAGGAAAGUCCACCUGGAUUUGAUAAUCUGGUCGUCAAUGCUUCGCCCAACGAGCCCUCCGCGGUCUUGGAUCAGCGGAUGUUGGGCAACAGCGACUUGCACGUGGAGCUUCUCACGAAGUAUGGAGGCAUCCUCUGGUGGGACGGAGAUGGGGAGGGCGCCGUUGACGCCUACACUGCUGCGGACGAAGUUCUCGCGGAGCGGAUGCAGGCAGAGAUGGAUCUGCAGCUUAUGCGACGGCGUGCGCAGAUUUGGGGCACCUGGGCUCGCCCCAUAUCACCGCAAAGCCUCAUGGCCCAAGUCUACCGCCACGCCGGCCGCCUCGGCUUUCUUGGGCAGGCGAUGUUCGAGCUCGAGCUCGAUGUCCAAGGUCACGUCCAACCGAGGAGGGUUGUCAUGUUCAUCACCUUUGUCUACGUCGCCACCAUCGCCAUCAUCCUCAUCACCUGCAUUGCCAUCAUGACAAGCGUGCUCACGAAGCAUGCAGCCACGGAAUGCAUGGAGAAUGACCGGUGCGUGAAGACAGGCCGACAGGUUAUCUUCUCCAUGGAGCAGUUCCUGGAAGAGGCCAGGACGGCUUUCCGCCAUGCGCGACAUGGCAUCCUAAACUCACAAAUACGUGCACCCUGCCCCGAGCUUUAUGAGAUGGUGGACGGUCCCAUCCCUCAGCUCCAUGUGCCGUCCGAGUGCGAGACUCCGGCGGAUCUCACCGCGGAUCUGCUCAGAGGAGUUCCCUUUCAUGCGUGCCUGAGUGGUACUGGUGGGCAUUGGUGCCAUCCGGAUAGCCCUUGGAGACCGAAGACGAGCAAGCAGCGGGUCAAGCAGUAUGACGUCUUUUUCAGCCAUGACUGGCAGAGUGGGCGCUGGAGCAAGCAUCUGUCACUGCUGGUGGCCUUCAAUGGCUUGCCUGCUGGAAUAGCGAGCUGGGUAUCAAGCUUAGUGAUGGGCCUGUUUUCAUGUCUAGGCAUUCUGCCCAAAGCUCUUGAUGCUUGGGCGCCUCUCUGGAGCUACAUGGUGUCAUUGGCCACCUUCUUCUUUUGGCAGCAUGUGAGGCGACUCUUCCUCGGGCCCGCCUUUGCUUUUAUUGAUAGUAGUUGCAUACCACAGGAUGACGAGGUGCUGAAGGCAAGAUGCAUCCAAGGAUUGGGCACCUUUCUGGCAAGGUCCGAGCAGCUAGUUGUUUUAUGGUCACCGCAAUACAGCCGUCGAUUGUGGUGUUGUUACGAGUUAGGAUUCUUCCUUCUGAAGAAGAGGAAGGCCAAAAAGAUUCAGUUCGUGCCCGUCCAGAUCGGACGCAUUUGUGUAUGUUUGUUCAUCGGCGUGUUGCUCUUCCAAGCAACGAUGUAUGCCGUAAUGUCCAGAGAGGGGGAUGCGAUGGUGGUGACGGGCAUCAUGACAGCUGCCUUUUGGUUACAGGCCAUUGUCAUAUUCCCAAUUCUGCAAUACACCAUGACAGCCAUGCUCAAGGACCUGUCGCAACUGCCGAGACAAAUUUGCGAGUUUCGCCUGCAGGACUCUGAAUGCACGUGCUGCGCACAACAGCACCGUCACCCUGUCACGCAUGCAGCUAUUGCUUGUGACAGAGAGCUGAUCUAUAAAUCUUUAGGCAGUACGUUCGGAUCUUCCGGCGGGAAGAUGGAGGAGGAAGCAGCACUCGAUGCAUUCAACGGCUAUGUGAGGGAGACGCUCGCUCGUACCCUCGACCGAAAUUUCAGGCAUGACAACAUGAUUUUGAGGCAUGCGCUGGUCACCUGCGCAACCGCCUGUGGCCCAUGGGCAUCCCUUACAGUGACCACUGCUUGUGAGAUGUCAAUGUCAGGAGAAUUUCUGCUUCGAUGGCUUGGACUACUCAUCUACGUCGAUGCCGGGCUCCUUUGUUUGAUGCGGGUCUCGUUGCUGAUAGGUCAUUUCGGCGCAAGUCGGAUGGAGAAGUACCCCGGACCAGUUAUCGUCUUGAGUCAGGUGGUGAUGCUUGCCUUCAGCUCGGCCGCAAUAUUUUUGCCCUGGCCAGUGAUCUGGGUCUUGUCUUCUUCAGGGUACUCUUGGAUGUGGACCAGUGUUUUGGCUGCAAUGGUGUGCAUCAGCGGCUGUUUCCUUUGGCCGGCUUUUAGCGCCCCAUCUGCUACACUUGACCCGGAGCCCGAUCUGCCAAGCACAACCUAUGGAAGAGAGACAGGGAACGAAAACGGAGCCGAGCUUCCAGACUUGAGCGGCGUUUGGACCGGUGAUGAUGGUGAUUUCCAGCUCCGGCUCUUUCAGCCGCCGAAAGCACCCUGUGCAGCUCCGAACAGCAGCUACGCCCGCCUGGCUGCUGGAAGCGAGCAGCUUUUGGAGACCUGCACCUUGACACCUAUCUACGACUACGACACAAGGCAUCGUCUAGACACGACGAUCCGCUGCCGCGGCGCUGUGGAGGACACCGCAGCGUAUACUGGGUCUGUAACGAACCGCAGCCAUGUGGUGUGGCAUGGCAAAAGCCCGUGGAUGCGCAAAGAGGGCACGCCCCAGAACCUUGGCCACUACGCAACGUCCAAAGUGAAGAAGGUCCAUGUCGUUUUCAUGAACCAUUAUGACGUUGGCUAUACGGACUACAUCAACGGCGUGGACAACAAGUACAUGCACGAGUACUACGCAUCGGCCGCAGCCACUGCACAGAAGAUGCGCGCAGCAGGGCUUGGCAACUUCACGUACACCACCCAUCCAUGGCUAAUGCAGCGCUUCCUGAUGUGUCCCUGCGCAUCCGACGAGGGCAGCUCCUGUCUGGCCAGGAGCUUGAACAAUAGCUUCGAGAAACCUUUGAGUUGUCCAACCGCUGAGGAGAUCGCCAACUUUUCCGCCGCCGCUAGGCGAGGGGACAUUGCCUGGAACGCGGCUCCGUUCAACAUCCAGCCGGAGAACAUGGCGCCCGAGCUUUUCGAGGCCAGCUUUGAUCUUGCGAAGCGCAUGGACCAACGCUUUGGGCGUCAGGCCACCCGAACAAUGAGCAUCCGCGAUGUGAUCUACGUGACUCGCGCUGUGCUGCCGCACCUGAAGAAGCAGGGCAUCACGGGCCUGACGAUCGGCUCAAAUGGUGCAGACUAUCCGCCGCAAGUCCCGAAGCUCCACCGAUGGGUUGACGAGCUCUCUGGUACGGACAUUGUCGUGGCCUACCACGCGUACGGCUACGGCGGAUACGGUCUUAAGGACUGUGCCGAAGCACCGAAUGGUGUUGCCCUGUGCACGGAGUUCCGCACAGACAACCGUGGCCCACCGGCCAACACCUCCGAAGUGCUCGCGGUUCUGACAAAUGUGAGCAAGGAGUACCCAGGAGCGCAGGUGAUUUCGUCCACCUUCGAUGCCUUCUUCGCGGACGUGCAAGAAGUGCGUGAAGAGCUGCCCACGGUGACUCUGGAAGUAGCGGACACCUGGACCUAUGGCAACCCCUCCGAUCCGCUGAAGAUGGCGCAGUAUCGCGCGAUCCAACGAGCCUGGAUUCGCUGCCGCGCACGUGGAGAGCCCCGGUGCGCCGCCGAGGACCCGGCCAUCCAGAACAUGACCUGGUUCCUGCUCAAGGCCCCGGAGCACACCUGGGGCACGCCAGGAAUUUCCGGCUGGGGCAAGGGCGGCGAUUACAACACUUCGCUCUUUCGCCAUGAUCUCACCAACGAGACCUACAUGCGGGCUGCUGCAUCUUGGACCGAGCAGCGGAUUUUCAACGAGCUGGCAGCGAGAGCACUGGAGGAGGGGCCCGCAGUCCCCGUGCCGCAUCCCUUGGCGGAGGAGGUGAGAAAUGAGCUGAGGGCAGUGGAGGACGUCCCGACGCCGACAGUUCCUGCGUCAAUGGUUGAAGUGUCCGGCAGCACGCGGCUGCGUGCACGCAGCGGGGCAGAGCUGGAACUAGGCGCUGAUGGCUCGAUCAUUCAUCUCGAGCUGCCCUGUUGCGGCAUCUGGGCGACGUCCGACUCCCCUCUGGGCGCCUACACGUACCAAACCUUCAAUGACACGGAAUGGAAGCCGUUCACAUAUGCCUACCUCAACGACCAUGCAAUGCAAACCGGCUUCUGCAAGCCGGGUUCCAACAACUUCUCGGAGAGCCGGAUAUGGAGGCCCACUCUAAAGCACCUUUGGAUUUCCGGUGCUGCCAGCGCCUUCGAUUUCGCGGUUGCCGAGCUGCGCAUGCCCAGGAAGUCCAGCGUGACCUACGGUGCACCUCACACAAUCUUCUUGAACAUCAGCGCUUCAAGGGAUUCGGUGGAUAUGAACCUUGUCACAGUGGGCAAGCUGCCUACCAUGAUCGGCGAGUCGAGCUCAGUGGCCUUUCGCCCCGCCCCGGCGCUGAAAAGCCACGGCGGCUCCGCCUGGCGACUUCAGAAGCUCGGCCAGGAGAUUGACCCUGAGGGGGUCCAGGACGGUGGCAAUCAGUACACUCACGGUGUGUGGGGUGGAGCGACAGUCAACACGGCCCAUGGCCAGAUGACUCUGGACUCAUGGGACGCAAUCAACAUGAAUCCCAUUACGCCGGACUUCCCUAUCGGAGCCUGGGCUGGCUGUGGGUUCAGCUGCAUGCAAGAAAGCUUGUCCUUUUCCCGUCUCUCCCUCUCUCCCUCUCUCCCUCUCUCCCUCUCUCCCUCUCUCCCUCUCUCCUCUCUCUCCCCUCUCUCCCUCUCUCCCUCUCUCCCUCUCUCCCUCUCUCCCUCUCUCCCUCUCCUCCCUCUCUCCCUCUCUCCCUCUCUCCCUCUCUCCCCUCUCCCUCUUCUCCCUCUCUCUCCCUCCCUGUCUCUUCCCUCUCUCCCUCUCUCCCUCGCUCCCUCUCUCCUCUCUCCCUCUUCCCCUCUCUCCCUCUUCCCUCUCUCCCUCUCUCUCCCUCUCUCCCCUCUUCCCCCUCUCUCCCUCCUCUCCCUUCUCCUCUUCCCUCUCUCCCUUCUCUCCUCCUCCCCUCCCCCUCUCGCCCUCUCCGCCCCCCUCUCGCCCUCUAGCCCUCUCGCCCUCUCUCCCCUCUCUCCCCUCUCCCCCUCUCCCCCCCUCCCUUCUCCCCUCUCUUCCCCCCUCUCCCCCUUCCCCUAUCCCCCUCUCCCCUUCUCCCCCCUCUCCCCUCUCCCCCUCUCCCCCUCUCCCCUCUCCCCCUCUCCCCCUCUCCUCCUCUCCUCCCUUCUCCCUCUCCUCCCUCUCCUCUCCUCCCCUCUCCUCUCCCUCUCCUUACCUCUCCCUCUCCCUCUCCCUCUCCCCUCUCCUCCCCGCUUCUCUCUCUCUCUCUCUUCGCUCUCGUCUCUCUCUCUCUCUCUCUCUCUCUCUCUCUCUCUCUCUCUCUCUCUCUCUUUUUCUGUCUCAAUCUCUCUGUGGACUGAGUGA